Molecule: messenger RNA, 373 nt
Organism: Ilex paraguariensis (yerba mate)
Lineage: Eukaryota; Viridiplantae; Streptophyta; Magnoliopsida; Aquifoliales; Aquifoliaceae
Source: the annotation of a GenBank genome assembly
GGUUGCCUUUAGAGAAAGGCGAGAAGGCCUUAAGGCCACUCUCCAUAAGGAGGUGACUGCUCUUUCUAAGAAAGACCUCAACAUUUUGUUUCCUCCAGAAACUUCUACACUUCCAUCUCCAACCACUCCACAAGUAGCCAAUAAUAGUUCUGGGCUUCCUGGUCAUUCUCAUGAGGCACUGAUCCUUCUAUGCAAUGUAGCUAAGGCUAAGUCUAUAGAGGUGUUUGAGGCCAUUGAGGUAGCUUGGUUUGAAAAAGUUAGAACUGAGGAGGAGAAUGCCCUACUGAAGUCGAAGCUGGUUGCGACAACCAAAAGAUGUUCUAAGCUGGAGGCUGAGAUGAAGGCUAAGGACCAAACUAUUGUCGAGUUGUAG